UAUUAUUUGAUCUAUGGGUCCCCUUUGGUAGUGGUGGUGAUUGGUGACCUUAGUCGGUUUAUAAAUAAACAUUUUACUUAAUUCAUUGAUUUAAUAUGUGCAUUAUUUAUCGCUGUUGUGAGAAAAGAUGGGUGAAAUAUCGCAAUAUUAUUGGAGUGUAAUUUUGUGAGCAAUGAAGUAGUUUACAGUGUUAUCAACGUCGAUGUUGUUGGCGUAGUCGUCUUGUUUUUUGCGACCGAGUUUACAAAAUAAACGAUGGCAACGGAUACAGUUAAGGUGUUGGUGGUGAUUGAUCCAAUACCGAACAUAAUCUCGUGCACCAGUACGUUCACAGCGGAGGAGUUGUGUAUAGUUUUGUGUAAAAAAUAUAAAAUACCACCAUUGACGCGUACGCUGUUCGCAUUGAGGAUCAAAGGCACGGACUGCUUCCUCAAAGAUAACAGCAAAGUUCUUUCGAGUUCACGAGAUUACGAACUGAGAAUACGGUUCAAGGUACCUCGGCUCGGACUUUUAAUAACAUUGGAUGAAACAACUUAUGAUUAUUAUUUUCAACAAGCACGGAAUGAUGUCAAUGAAAACAAAAUACCGGAGAUUAAAUAUCCAGAACAUAAGAAGGAACUCCUCGGUCUUGGCAUUGCAGAUAUGACCAGAGCAAUAUCAGAAGAUAAGUUGCAAAUGAUCGAGGUGGUUAGAAACUAUAAAAAAUAUAUCCCAAAGGUCAUACUGAAACGUCAUGGGCCUGUUCCAAAGAAACAUGCUCACGACUGUUUGCCCCAACUGUGCUCUGUGGGGCACAAUGUCAAUUACAUAAAAAACUUGUACCUGCAACAAUUAUACGGCUUAGCGCCUAACUACUUGGCCGAGGAGUUCGACAACAUUCUGUGGCAGAACGGCAGUGACGUGGUACCCGUGAGGGUAGUCGUGGCGCCCUUCCACCCGCACCAGCCAGGGAUAAGGCUUUACAACACUGUAAACAGAGAGUGGUUUCACGUAUGUGCAAUAGAGGAGCUAAUAUAUCUGACGAGGAAUACAGACAACUGUUUGGAAGUAUCGAGGCGAGGCACACCACUAUUUUUCACAUUCAAGUCGGAGGAGCAGCUGUCUUCAUUUAUAUCUUUGUGCGAUGGAUAUUACAGGUUAAUGGUGAAAUGGACGUUUAAUCUAUCCAAAGAUGAUGAAUCGCCGUCACUGAAGGAAUUGCAGAGGAUAAAAUGCCACGGACCUGUGGGUGGUGCGUUUUCCUAUCGAAAGUUGGAAGAAAAACGCAGCAAAAAGCAUGGCUGUUACAUUCUAAGGCAGUGUCAAGAUGACUACAAUGUGUAUUAUUUAGACGUUUGCACCAGAAAUAGUACAACAGAAACAUAUAAACUGGAGUUCAAAGGCCACUGUUACAUAUUCAACAAUGAGGAAUAUUUUAGUAUUGACAGACUAGUUGGCUGCCAUCAGAAUCCUGAGGGUAGAAUAUUCCUAAACGAAUGCAUUCCGCCUUCCGAAUAUGAUAAAUCACAACUUUUACUAUGUGGUGAGCCGGUCAAGAAAGGUGUUCGUAUCGAUCAGGCAGAGCUACAAGAGAUAUUGAAAGACAACAAAAGUCCUAGAUGCCUACCGAAUAAGAAUAUUCUACUAUAUACAGGCUCCGAAAAGGUCGGUUCUGAGAACAUAACAGCGACGUACAAGGCGCUGUGGAGGCUUGAUGAGACUAAGAAGUUGCUAGUCGCAUUUAAGACUCUUCAGAGGGACCGAGCCGCCGACUACUUGAAAGAUUUUAUCGAGUUGGCGAGCAAGUGGGCGUGCGUUCAGUCGAGCUCCAUAGUGAGGUUGUACGGAGUGACGCUCAGUUCACCCACCGCUAUGGUGUUGGAGUUCCUGCCGUAUGGACCCUUCGAUGUUUACCUCAGGGAGAACGAAGAAAUCGUGAAACCGAUACACUUAAAGAAAGUAGCGGCAAAUUUAGCGAGAGCGCUGUGGGAUCUCUCCGAGGCCGGCAUAGUCCACGGCAGCAUUCGCUGCAGGAGGCUGCUGCUGUCCGCGCACCAGGCCGACCGGAUCACUGUCAAGUUGUCGGGACCCACCCUGAGACAGUAUACACCGUUAGAUGUCCAUUGGAUGCCAGUGGAGUUCUUCGCGGACAUGAGUCUAGCGAGGAGGUCGGUGGUCGGUGACAUCUGGGCCUUCGCCACCACGCUGUGGGAAGUGUUCUCCUAUGGACACUCGCCCUGCAACACUAAUCCCGUGCUGACUGCUAGGAGCUAUGAAAUGGGCGAUCGUCUGCUGCGGCCGGCGCGCUGUCCGAGCGAGGUGUGGGCGCUCAUGCGGCAGUGCUGGCAGAGCGACCCGCUGCGGCCGCAAGAGAUCAUGCGAGACAUGAACCACAUGCUGCACAGAGAAUAUAUGCCAUUACACGAAUAUGAGGAACCAAAGAUAUCUUUAGACCAUAUGGAACAUGCAGAAACAGUUUCAAGCGAUAGGUUUAUCCCGAGCGAAAGCGAUGCGGGCAGCAACAAGUCGCUUAUUUCUAUGGACAGCAGUGCAGCUUCUAUGAACGGCACGAUGUCAGAUCAAUAUGAUAAUCCGUUCGCGGACAACAAAAGCUCCAACUCGUUAGAGAACAUGAACGCACUGACGUACGCGCUACGCAACGAGAUGCUCGCCCGCCGCAGCAGCAGCAGCGCGGGCGGCGCGGGCGGCGCCGACACGCCCGACGACUGCGCGCUGGCGGCGCCGCGCCUCAUGGAGUCCAUCGUGUCGCAGGGCAAGACCUACCUCGUCACCAUCACCAAGAAGAUCGGCAGCGGUAAUUACGGACAUGUCUUCAAGGGCUGGAUGGAGCGUGACAACCAGGAAUCUCAAAGAAAAGAAGUAGCUAUUAAGAAGUUGACGCGACAGGAGUCAGAACGAAAUGGUAGUUUAUACGAGGAUUUCAAAAACGAACUCGAAAUUAUGAAGUCGCUACAACACAUAAACAUAGUGGAGAUCCUUGGCUAUUCGUGGGACCACGGGUCGGACGUGCUCAUAGUGAUGGAGUAUUUGGAGGAAGGCUCUCUCAACUACUACCUCAAGUUCCAGGGCGACAAACUACGAAUAUCCCAUUUGAUUAAGUACGCCAAAGACAUAGCUACGGGUAUGGACCAUGUGUCAGCCAAAAACGUAGUGCAUCGUGACUUGGCGACGAGGAAUAUCCUGGUGGUGAACAAGUAUCACGUGAAAAUAUCCGACUUCGGCCUCGCGAGGAUCAUACCGAAGGAGGAGAGCGCGUACCGCAUCAAGACUGAGAGGUUGCUGCCCAUCAAUUGGUACGCGCCCGAGUCAGCGGUGAAGCCGUACCACUUCUCGACAAUGAGCGACGUGUGGUCGUUCGGCGUGACGGCGUGGGAGAUAUUCACGCGCGCGCGGCACGAGGUGCCCAAAUUCGACGUGGAGCGGCCGCGGGAGCGCGCGUCCUGUUUCCAGAUACCAGAAGGAUGUCCUUCGGAAAUUUUCAGACACCUGAUGAAAGACUGUUGGGCGCUCGACCCGAACAUUAGACCGAAGUUUAUAGACCUCGUGCACAUUUGCAAGAGAUUCAUGGACGAAUACAAGUGAACCAUUUUGCUCUGUAUUGCAUUGCAAUAAGACUGGAUUUCCUUUGACAUAGCUGCUACUGAGACGAAUGAGAUUCACAUCUCGCUGAUACAAAUGCCAUUGAUCUUGAGUUAUUUUUUAGAUAUAAGUUUAUUGAUGGGUGAUAAUAAUUUUUUCUAUAUUUUUAACGAAACGGACAAUAUUUUUGUCAAUUAAUGAAUUUUAUUGAACUGUUUUUACAACGAAUUUGCAUAAAAAAAUCUAGCUUCAGUACAACGGUCUUGUAAGAAGCGGCUGAUGCUUUAUAUUAAAAUUCGCAUCGCGUUGUCACCUGUAAAUAGUAAUUGUAAGAGUAUUUUGAAAGAUAUUAAGGUAGGAACAUAUUGUCAAAAUAUCAAAGCACACGGCACUGUAUGAUUCAAACCAAAUUAACCGACAAAUAAAGACGCCAUAAUAAUUCAUUUAAAAGAGAUGUAGAUAAAUAUGUUGCCUGGGCCUCUAACCAUGUUACAUUUCGAUUCGAUUUCUAAAAUCGCUUCGACAGUUAUAAAAAAGCAACAAUUUUUUGUUUUUGAAGCGUUAGCACCUUAACAUUCAUGAAUUGAUGUAAAAUGGCUAGAUGCCAUGUUGACUUGACGCUACACUUCUGUCAUUUGUCGUGGCGUGACUUUGCUUGUGGAUUAAACCGUUCACAGGCGUGUCAGUCAAUUAUAUAUUAUAUAAAUGUUAGAUUAAAAAAAAUAAACUAUUAAAAUAAUGAAAAAAAUACAAUAUUGUGUUAUGUAAACGUUGGUAUUUAUUUUACAUAUAAUACAUAAUAUAAUUAUUUUUAUAUAUUUUUUACAUGCCAGGAUCGCGUUACUUACAAUAUGCAUUUCGCUCUGCGUGUUUGGCGAGAGCUAUUCGCACCGUCAUUUUAACGCCAAGCGUAAUGUUAUGUAAUUGAAAUAUUCACAAUUUUAGCGUCAUUUUUUUUCAGUUGGCAACACUACAAAAAACGUAGUUUACAUUCAGAACAUUUUGAUAUCUUUCGUUGAGCGACCGCACUUGAUAUAACGCCAUAUUUAUGGCAUGGGACAUGUGCAUCACGCCAUCAAAAAAACCGUGUUUUGAUUCAUUUAAAUAAUAUCCUCCUGAUCGUAUUUUGGGUACCGUAUCAAUAUAUAGGCAUAACUGAGUCCUCAUUUGCAUGGUGUAGGUGUGGGGUUAUUAUCUUUCUACAAACGCUAACGCUUCGAAACCUAAAAAAUAUAUGGAUAUGACAUCUUCACAAAAACGUCAAAUUUAUGGGGAUGGCUAUUUAUGGAAUACUUUGUUUUUUAUACAAUUAAAUUUAAAAAAAAAAUAUCCGAUUGAUAGGUUGAUCACGUGAUCUAUUCAUAAUGAAUGUCAUCCCCAUAUAUUUUUACCUGACUAUUUAGUUUUCGAAGCGUUAGCUUUUGUAGAAAUAGAGAUGAUACGUAACUUGGCUACAUGCCCUGGUUAGUAGUGUUUUUACGUGUUUUGUCGUUCCUUCACGCAUUUGCCUUAUUAGUUCGCGUUACAUAUUUGUAAAUAUAUGAUUUUUUUUAAUAACAUAAGUGCAAUCGGACGAGACAACAGAACAUGUGGUUUUGUAGAUGUAAUAAUACCUCCAUGCAUAAAUAGAUCACAUACAAUUUAUUUGUAAGGAAUUAUUUCAUAGUCAGUUUUUGAUUAUCGAAAAAUAUUAUGUAUAUACUGUGCAGUUAAAAGUAUGGUGUUAAAAAUUGUUAUUCCCGAUUAUAAAUCAAUUGAUUGUUUUUUUAUAAUGCAUAAAACCGGUUAAAGCGGAAAAAGAAAAAAAGCAUCAAAUCCAAAGAUUGGGUUACAAACAUCCAAUCUUUUGCAUUUAUAAUAAAAUCUGAUUUUUUUAAUCCGUGGAUUAUUUCGGAAAAAAGUAACCUAUUUUCUGAUCUGAUCUGAAAGUUUCUGAGUUCUGAAAAAAACUGAGUUUCAAAGUUUACUUUAUCUCAAUACUAAAUUUCAUACAAAUUGGUACAGUGGUUUAGCCGUGAAAAGGUAACAGAUAGACUUACUUUUGCAUUUAUAAUAUUAAUAUAGAUGUAUACAAAAUAUCAGAUGCUUGAUAUACAAUAAACAAUAUAACUUUCGGGUUUAACAUAGUUUUUGUGUAAAUCACAAUAUUUCAUUAUCCUCCGUAUACACACAACUCUCAAAAUUUGCACUUUUAAAAGUGUACCUACAUCUUAUUGAGGAGGAAGCAAUUUAUAAUAUCAUUCUUUUUAUGCAUAAAUAAUAAAUUUUGUUUUUACUUUUUAUAUUAAAUAUACUUGCCUUGUAGGAUUGUUAUAUAAUUGGUGCUUAUUUAGUUGUACGUUUACAUCUCAACUUGACUAAAAUUGUCAGAAAAAUAACGUCAACUUGACAAUUUAGCACAGUUUAGGUGUCAUUGCAACUAAAUUCACUCAUUUGACUGUGUUGACGUCAAUUUUAGUGUAUAGUUAUUUUUAUUUCGAGAUAUACAAAUUUAAGGAGUUUUGUUCGAUAUCAUUCUUAAAGUUAUAUAUGGUUUUAUUAUUAAUAACUUCUUUGUUGGACUAAUGUCAAUAAUACUACUCCUAAGUCUUUUCGCUUAGUUAGAGGAAAAUUGACUAGCUAUGUUUAGAAGGCAUGGCUAAUAUUCGUGUUUUUUAAUAAUAAACGAUCGACACAAGUGAUAGGUUAAACUAAUCUGAGUUGAACUAUUUAUCUACAUAUUUGAUAUCGCACGCCGCUAGCCAGAGUAGCGCUGUAACGCGGUACCUUACCAAGCGGUUUGCCCUCUCUUAUGAAGUUGUCACUUCAAAAACAAUUGACACAUGAAGGUCACUUUUGGGGGGCAAGAUGGAAAAUACAAAAAAAAAAUUCAAAUUGCAUCAUGCGACACAUCAAAUGAAAGGUCUUGUUAUGAGGAUUUUAAAAAUAUUUUGAAAUAAAAUAUAAAUAGACUAGCGGAUGCCCGCGACUUCGUCCGCGUGAAACUCGAUGUAAACUUUCAACUACCGCUACCCUACCCCUACCCUACCCCUACCCCUACCCUACCCUACCCCUACCCUACUCCUACCCUACCCUACCCCUACCCUACCCUACCCCUACCCCGUUUUCUAAUUGUAAGUCAUCAAAAAAUAAAAAAAAUUUUACCAAAAAAAAUUAUAGUUUUUAAUUAACAAAUAAAAUAUAAGGGUUGAUCGUAGAGGGGUGAAAAUUUAGGGUUGUAUGUAUUUUUGUAUGCUGUGUCAUAAAAAAAUAAAAACAAAAAAUUUUGCCUAAAAAAUAAAAAAAAAAUUUAGGGGUGGACUACCCUUAACAUUUAGGGGGAUGAAAAAUAGAUGUGGCCGAUUCUCCACCCUGGCCGACAAUCACGCUAAGGAUCACGAAAAUCGGUCGAGCCGUUUCGGAGGAGUUCAAGUUCGAACACCGCGACACGAGAAUUUUAUAUAUUAGAUUAAAAAUUUUGAAAAAAAUACAGAAGUUAGCUUUCUACUUAAAGAUUUCCCGAAAACCUCAGAAAUAUGAAAUUUUUGAAUAUGAAAGUUACUUCUGGGGGGCAAGAUGGAAUAUUUAAAAAAAAAACUUUUUUAAACUGCAUCGUGUGACACAUCCAACAAACGAGCUUGGUAAGAGGAUUGUAAAUAUAUAUCUUUUUGUAAUUUUGAAAUGAUUUAUUUCAAAAUUUUCAAGAUAUUCAACUACCAAACCUAAAAUUUUUCAAUUAAUUCGAAACAAAAAACAGUGUAUAUAUUUUUUACUUAAUUUCAAAUACAUUGAAACACUCGUAAUAUAAAAUACAUUAAUAAUAUGUUCACGUGACAUUUGAUAACUUUAAGAAUGGUAACGGACAUUAUUUUCGAUUUUACCAAAGAUGAUAUUAAAUUAUCUUUUAAUAUUGUUAUUAUGGAAAUACAAUUUUAUUAUAUAGGUAACUAAUUUUAAUAUUAUUAUAUUAUAUGAUAAGUUUUUAUGUUUAAAUUAAGGUUGCAAUUUGUUGUUAGUUAAACAACAAUUAGUUAUAGGAAUGUUAGAUGAUUUUGGAUAUUUUUAAACGGGUCUCCUGAUGUGUCUAUGUUAGACCAAAGAUUUAUACUAUUAGAUGUCACUAAAGCGUCGGAAUUGAGGCAAAGAUGGCUAACUGUCUUAAUUUCAUUUAGUCGCGUAGUAAACAACGAAAGUUACUCAAACAAAUAAUACCUAAAUAUUGUGUACAAUGUCGAAUUGUGUGAUUAGGAAGUGUUAAAACAAUAUAUACAUAAAUAUAUAAUUUAAGUAAACACAAAAUUGUGUGUUUACUUAAAUUAAUAUUUAGACUAUACUCGUAGUCACAUUCACACCAAUAACAUCUAUAAUAUCAGAUAUUAUUAAAAAAUAGAAAAAUCCUUGGAAAGUCCGUCCAUACUGAAUUAACGUUAUACGAAAUGAAAAAAAUAAAAAAGACAACAUAGACAUAUUGGUAGACCCGAGCAAAUUGUGUAUAAUUUGGCAAAAUGUUGAAGCUAUAUAUAAUGUAAUAUUGUUUUUUAUACGUAAAAGUUAAAUAUUUGGAUUUAGAAGAAAAAUGAACAAUGUCUGUAUUGUGAUGUUAAAGAGAGACUGACAUUUGAUUAAUCGGUGCUAAAAAAAUGUUUGCCUUUUAUUUGACGUAAGCUCAAUCGGUCUUUCAUACAAGACUUCACCUUGCAAACGAAACACUAAUGUUACAGUAAAAUGGAACUAAUCCUUCAUAUUUUAAAGUUCACUUUUGCUUCUACAGGAAUUGGCCGAGAACAUAAAAGUUAGAACUCUAAAACUGAGUGUUUUAGGUCCAAAUUACUUUGUCGUUGGUGAUUCGUUUGAGACUUGAACUUCCGUAGUAUUGGCACAGAUUUCGUAUCUUUAUUGUGAUUGUAAUCUUUUGAUAAUUGGCUUCUCGCUCAGUUGCUAAUUGCUCUAAUUCAUCUUAAAUUCAACAAAAAUUAAGAAAGUCUGAUGAUGUUAAGAGUCAGUGUAGUCAAAUCUAUAAAAUCUAGCGAAGAUUACCUAAUUUUCCAACACACUUCUAUAACGCAUGGUAUUUAUUUAUUGGGUUGGUGACGCAGUUCAUAAUAAUAAAAAAUCCAAUUCACGAUAAGAUUACUUUCAGGACCUCUAAAAUUUAAGUUGAAAUUAAUACCACAGACCAUAGUAAAUAAAUACUGUGGUAAUAAUAUUAUGGAUGUAAAGUUACAAUAAAUAACGAGUAAUUAUAAUUUAUUAAGAGGCCAAAGUACUCUUUCUAUCGUUUAGCGUUGACUCUUACCAUAGAUUAGAAAUUACAGUAUAUCUUGCUGUUUGCAUCACUUUAAACUGUUUUUGAUGUAUGAAAAAAUACUUAAGAAAUUAUGUAUCAUGAAAAGGAAAUAUUUUGGGAAGGUGGCACUUCAAUGCCCCGGUUACGUUCAUGUUUCACAUCAUAUAAUAUCCAACAACUAUUCAGACGCUAACUGGGAUCGCUAUUAUAAUGAAAAAAAAAAUUAUAGAAAAUAUGCUACAAGUACCUAUUCUUUUAGACCAGAAGUGUAUAUUCUAGCCACAUUGGCUAGGAUAUAUAAUUCUGUUCUUUAUCACGGCGGAUCACGCAAUUUGUUAAACGCAAGCUGGGUAUGAAUUUUUUUAACCUUGUUUUUAUGUUAAAAACUUGUUCUCUUUAUUUUGCCAUCACUGUCUUUGACCUCUUAUAAUAAAAGGACGCACAAUCAUGUAGAAAAUUUCAAUUAAAAACUGGCCAAUUUUGCUUUGAUAGUAUCAGAAUUAUUGGUAAAGAAAAUUAUUCCUAAAGGCCUUUAAAUAUAGUCCGUUGUUCAAUAAAAUCCCAAAUUCAACCUUCGGAAUUGAGUUUAAGGUUGAAUUUGCAAAUGCGACUACUUGAAUUGAGUGCCAAGAAGUUGUAUUUGGCACUUAUUGAGUGGGGACAUUUAUUGGUCGCUGAUUGUGCAUCCACUUUUUAAUAGGAGAUCGAUGAUCACUAUUUCAAAUCAAGAAGGUAAAUACUACAAUGAUUAAUUAUUAUCAAAAAAAUAUUUAGAUACAAUAUAAUUUCAAUAAAACAACUGAAGUAUAUUUUUAUGAAGUCGGUACAAAAUGUUUUAUUAUUUUUUAAAUGUACUUUUACAAGUUGUUGAAAUAUACCGCCUGGCGUUUUCUUUCUAAUGAUAUGAACUUGACCGUUCUUAUAAAUUGUCUGGAAGCUUCUAUUGACAUUGAAAAUUUAUAUGAUACGUAAUUACUAAGUAAUGUUGUUCGAAUUAUUGUUAUAUGUGUAU
Bicyclus anynana (squinting bush brown) is the source of this 9857-nucleotide messenger RNA. RefSeq names its product tyrosine-protein kinase hopscotch (gene hop). The coding region runs from base 256 to 3582 and encodes 1108 amino acids. The record is from RefSeq and is a predicted model, not a curated record. Gene Ontology annotation, biological process: intracellular signal transduction; cytokine-mediated signaling pathway; cell differentiation. The transcript has 22 exons. Gene Ontology annotation, molecular function: non-membrane spanning protein tyrosine kinase activity; ATP binding; cytokine receptor binding. Gene Ontology annotation, cellular component: cytosol; cytoskeleton. Lineage: Eukaryota; Metazoa; Arthropoda; Insecta; Lepidoptera; Nymphalidae.